Molecule: messenger RNA, 1080 nt
Organism: Microtus oregoni (creeping vole)
Lineage: Eukaryota; Metazoa; Chordata; Mammalia; Rodentia; Cricetidae
Gene: Hapln3
Product: hyaluronan and proteoglycan link protein 3
Exons: 4
Coding region: 1-1080 (359 amino acids)
Biological process (GO): cell adhesion
Molecular function (GO): hyaluronic acid binding
Source: RefSeq, a predicted model, not a curated record
AUGGGCCUGCUGUCCCUUGCCUUGCUGCUGUCACUUUCCUGCGUCUCAGGACUGCCAUUCUACAAUGGCUUCUACUAUUCCCAUGGCCCGCAUGGCAGGACCCUGAGCGAUGGCUACGGGGAAGGCCUUUUCAAUGGAGUAAAGCUGGUGGUGGAGACAACUGAGGAGUCCCUGUUCAGUCACCGGGGAGCCACUGUGACCCUGCCCUGCCACUACCACUAUGAGCCGGCCCUGGCGUCCCCGAGACAUGUGCGUGUGAAGUGGUGGAGGUCGUCAGAGAACGGGUCCCCGGAGCAGGAUGUGCUGGUGGCUAUCGGGCCGAGGCACCGCUCCUUCGGGGACUACCAAGGGCGAGUACAGCUGCGGCAGGACACACAGCAGGAAGUCUCGCUGGAGCUCAGGGACCUGCGGUUGGAGGACUCUGGGCGCUACCGCUGCGAGGUCACUGAUGGGCUGGAGGACCAGAGUGGCCUGGUAGAGCUGGAGCUUCGGGGCGUGGUUUUUCCCUACCAGUCUCCCGAAGGGCACUACCAGCUCAACUUCCACGAGGCCCAACAGGCCUGCCGGGAGCAGGACGCUGUGGUGGCUUCCUCUGAGCAGCUCUUCCGUGCCUGGGAGGAGGGCCUGGACUGGUGCAAUGCCGGCUGGCUGCAGGACGCCUCUGUCCAGUACCCUAUAGUGCUGCCCCGGCAGCCUUGCGGAGGCCUCGGCUUGGCGCCGGGUGUUCGCAGCUAUGGCCAGCGUCACCGCCGCCUGCACCGCUAUGAUGUGUUCUGCUUCGCUGCUGCCCUCAAGGGGUGGGUGUACUACCUGGAGCACCCUGAGAAGUUAACACUGCAGGAGGCCAGGGAGGCCUGCCUGGAAGACGGCACACAGAUCGCUACAGUGGGCCAGCUCUUUGCUGCUUGGAAGUUCCGUGGCCUGGAUCGCUGUGAUGCUGGCUGGCUGGCGGAUGGAAGUGCCCGCUACCCCAUAGUUCACCCACGCCCCAACUGUGGGCCCCCCGAGCCAGGAGUACGGACAUUCGGCUUCCCAGACCCACAUGCCCGCUAUGGUGUCUACUGUUACCGCCAGCGUUAG